AUGUCCUUCAGCCAGUUCCUCAUUGCUUACUUCCUCGGUGGCCUUACCUUAAUACCGAUAGUGAUCAUUUGCUUCAUCUACUUACAUCCGAGGGACGAGCGCACUCAAACCGACCGGUUGAUAGCCGACCAGGAAGAAGGACUAAAAGCCGGCGCCAUUGAAGAAGAUAAGUCCACAGGCAUUGAAGCGUUCCAUAGUGGGUGGAUCUUUGUCACCCAAACGUAUUUGGAGUCCCAAGAUGAAAUCAAUAGCUCAACUAUAAGCAUUGAAAGCGACUCCAAAUCGGCGUAUUCCAGUCUUUAUAAGUUGCAACAGAAGCAACAGAAACAGGAAGAAGAUUUGAACGAAGAGUUCGAGGAUAAUAGCAACGCCAUACCUCCAUCAUGUAAUGCUUCAAAUCUGGAAUUAAAUGGUUCAUCUAACAAUUUUGCCAAUGCAGGUUCAUCUGGUAAAAGUACAGGCUUGUCAGCAUCAUCAACAUCUGCAUCCAUUGCACCUGUUAAUGCUUCUUCCUCGGCUUCGUCUAUUUCCUCUGCUUCUACAACACCAUAUGCGGCAGCAGCAGGUGCAACAUCUUCUCCUUCUUCUUCCAGCUCAUCACGAACUAACGGAAGUUCAUCUAAUCUCCGACCAAGCCAGCGAAAACAUCGGUAUUAUGCUGUAUUGAAACAUGGAAACCUCUUUCUUUAUAAAGAUGAAAAAUUAAAGGAAGUGAAACAUGUGAUAGUGUUAAGUUCUUAUUUGGUGACUUUAUGGCCUCGGAAUUUAACAGAUGCUCAACUUUUCACCAAAAGAACGGCCAUUUGUCUUAUGAAACGUGAUUGGAUAAGACCUCGUCGACUUUCAGAUAACUUUGAAACGUUUGAUAAAGAUAAAAUCUCCGUUAUGGAUGUUUUAUAUCCUAAUUCAACCUUAUCCCCCCCCAAAGGGUCAUUUUUUAUUUAUGAUGAUCUUAAUAUCGAUAAAGAAGAUUGGUAUUUUGAAUUAAUUAAAGCCACUAAAAUAUCAUCCAAAUUCAACAUGGAUCUUUUAAAUCCUUUAGUUCAUGCAAAUACAAUGCAUUUUGAAACAAGAAACAUGAUUAAUUUGAUUCAAACAUUAUACUCUUCUGAAGGUCAUUUGCAAACUAAAUGGUUGAAUGCAAUGAUUGGAAGAUUAUUCUUAGCAUUUCAAAAGACAGAUGUUUUAAAAGAAUUUUUAAUCCAAAGAAUUUAUAAGAAAUUGAAUAAGAUCAAAGUCCCUGGGUUUCUUGAUAAAUUCCAAAUUGUUAAAGUUUUCCCAGGAAAUUCAGCCCCAUUCUUCACUCAUCCUCAUUUGAAAGAAAUUAGUCCUGAUGGUUCAAUUUUAAUGAGUACUUUUGUUUCUUAUAGUGGUCAAUUAUCUUUGCAAAUUGCAACUAAAUUGACCAUUAAUCUUGGAUUUAAACCUCGGGAGGUCGAUGUUCUUUUAUCAAUAACUUUGGAGUUAUUGGAAGGUACUGUUCUUUUCAAAAUAAAACCUCCUCCAAGUGAAAGAAUUUGGUAUUCAUUUGAAGUCGAACCUGUUCUUCAACUUAAAAUUGAACCAAUUAUAAGCUCAAGACAAUUAACUUAUAAUAUUAUCACCAAUCAAAUCGAUAAAAAAUUCAAAGAAGCAAUCCGGGAAUCUUUGGUGUUACCUCAUUGGGAUGACUUAGUAUUCUUUGACACUAAAGAUUACAUUUAUCGUGGUGGGAUUUGGGAAAACCCAAAACCUUUUGAAGAAAGAGAAUCUGAUAAGGAAAAUGAUUCCAAUUCAGUCCAUCGAUCUUCUACUUCAAUUGGUGAAGCUUUAGAUGAAGAUGCCAUUGAUUCUUCACCUCCAGAAUCUGUUAGACUGAUUCAAACAAAUUCAAGUCAAAUGACAACUAAAAUGAAAUUAAGUGCCACUUUAUCAGACUUUUCCAAACGAUUAAAGAAAACAAAAUCAACUCAUACACUUUCUGUUAAUGAGGAGAAUUAUCUUAAUGAUGGUUCAACGUUAAACUCUCCUGAUUCAAAUAAACAGAACAAUCCAACAAUGAGUACUUUGAAGAAAAUUGGCCAAUGGUAUUUCAAAGACAAUAACAAGAAUAAUAACGAAACUGAUAGUCAAGGUAGUUUCCAUUUUAAAAAGGCUUCCACAGAUAGUAGUAGUUUAGGAGAAGGAAUUGAAGAUUCUUGUUCAAUUACAGGAGUAGCUAGUUCUACAUCAUCUGGAGCAGCUUCCAAAGAUUAUAAUCCUCCAGAAAUGAUAUCAUCAAGAAGAAAGAAGUCUGAUCGGAAACCUUCAAUAUCUCAAGUAGCCACCACACCAUCAGUUUCUGCAUCUUUACCUCACUCGUAUGAAUUUGCAAAGUCUCCAGAGCAAACUCAUACAGUGUUGAAAACUUUAUCAAUACUGUCAGGCAACCCUUACGAAUUUGAUGAUAAUAUCAAUAUUCCUGAAAUGGAGUAUUCAGACGGACAAGCAACGGUUGGUGUUACGCAAGCAACAACCACUUCAUUCAACCAAUCAGUCAGUCUUCAUUCUUCAAAACCAGCACCACCAAGUUACUCACUGGAAGAUUUUCCAUUCAUUUCAAAACCUGACCAGAGACCAGUACUGUCUCCACGAGCUCCUACGGACAAUCUUAUAGGAACACCAACCAAACCUUAUAGGAAACCUCCUCCACCCUCAUCACCAAGAAUUCUUGAGAAUAGUUUUGAUUAA
Molecule: messenger RNA, 2709 nt
Organism: Lizanozyma spartinae
Lineage: Eukaryota; Fungi; Ascomycota; Pichiomycetes; Serinales; Debaryomycetaceae
Exons: 1
Coding region: 1-2709 (902 amino acids)
Biological process (GO): phospholipid transport
Cellular component (GO): ERMES complex; endoplasmic reticulum
Molecular function (GO): lipid binding
Source: RefSeq, a predicted model, not a curated record